This is a messenger RNA of Callorhinchus milii (elephant shark), 1260 nucleotides long. RefSeq names its product dual specificity phosphatase 13a (gene dusp13a). The transcript has 4 exons. Bases 204 to 806 code for a protein of 200 amino acids. NCBI's taxonomy places the organism in Eukaryota, Metazoa, Chordata, Chondrichthyes, Chimaeriformes, Callorhinchidae. Gene Ontology annotation, cellular component: cytoplasm. The record is from RefSeq and is a predicted model, not a curated record. Gene Ontology annotation, biological process: negative regulation of MAPK cascade; protein dephosphorylation. Gene Ontology annotation, molecular function: protein tyrosine/serine/threonine phosphatase activity; MAP kinase phosphatase activity.
UUUAUCUUGGCAGUUGCCUGAGAAUUAAUAUAGAUAAUUAUUUCAGACACGGACGCAAUGUCCUCUCACAUGUUCUGGCUCGGUAAACCCUGGUGAGAAGCUCUGCACAAAGUGGUGUUCUUUACCCAGUGGAGCGUGGAACACUAACAGAAAACGACAACACAUUAAAGGGAUUCGCAGCUUUCAAUAAGAAUUGAACGAAAAUGUCUUGGGAAGAGACAGACAGGGGAUUUGCAUCAAGAUCAAAACUACCUUCUGCAUUAAAAAACGAAAGUGAAGACAAUUAUGAACCUCCUAAUUUAUCUGAUCUCCAUCGCCUCCUCUGGACAAAAGCAGAAUCUGGGCACGUUGAUCAAGUCUGGCCAAACCUUUACCUGGGAGAUGCGUGGACUGCUCGAGACAAAGCCACUCUCCAGAGAUUGAAGAUUACUCACAUCCUCAACAGUGCCCAUGGAAAGUUCAACAUCAAUACAGGAGCAAAUUAUUAUAAGGAUAUGCUAAUACAUUACUAUGGAAUUGAGGCAUUUGAUAGCCCGGAUUUCAAUCUCAGUGUCUUUUUUUACUCAGCUGCAAAAUUCAUCCGAGCUGGUCUGAACACACCUGGAGGUAGAGUGUUUGUUCACUGUGCUAUGGGAAUGAGUCGAUCAGCCACUCUGAUCUUUGCCUUUUUAAUGAUCUGUGAAAAGAUGACUCUUGUUGAAGCCAUUACAGCCGUGAGCCCUCACAGAAAUACAUCACCAAAUGCUGGCUUCCUCGGCCAACUGCAGGAGCUUGACAGGUCCCUAAUGCAAGAAAGGAAGCAAUAACUCCAACUUGUCACAGCUUAAAGUGAAUGCAAAACAUCUGCUUGGAAAGGAAUGCUGUGCAAUAAAACAAUUAAUUAAUCGCUGGACUUUAUAUUUGAACUCAAGUUCAGUCCCACUUGCCCACUGGAGUGGGAAGUUAUUUAAUCUUGCCUAUAGCAUUGAAGAGGUUUGAUUGGUGAUCUUAGCCCUAUUGUUUGAGUUGAUUUUCAAAGUACUGAGACUUAUGGAAACCCUGUGUAUUCAAUCAUAAUUUCUGCUAAGAUCAGAUGUUCACAAUGUGGAUAAUAAUAGUGACAUAUAUGCACCCUUUCAUUCUGGGGUCUAUUAUGCAUGUUAUUUAAACCAUGUGUAACAUGUGUACAGAAGGAAUUGUCUUUAAUAAUGUAAUUAACUACCAAUGACAAACAUUCAACUAAUGUUCAAUACAAUAUAAAUACAAUUUCUAUUUAUUCUG